Messenger RNA from Scleropages formosus (Asian bonytongue), 3601 nucleotides. RefSeq names its product nucleolar and coiled-body phosphoprotein 1 (gene nolc1). The record is from RefSeq and is a predicted model, not a curated record. Gene Ontology annotation, molecular function: protein binding. Gene Ontology annotation, cellular component: nucleolus; nucleoplasm. The transcript is spliced from 14 exons. NCBI's taxonomy places the organism in Eukaryota, Metazoa, Chordata, Actinopteri, Osteoglossiformes, Osteoglossidae. The coding region runs from base 32 to 2506 and encodes 824 amino acids.
CGGUCUUCCUUUCCGUUCGUCAGGAGCGAAGAUGGCGGAGCAUCGGUCUGUGCCAAGUGAUCUCUACAAGCACGUCUACUCCUUCCUGCUCGAGAACAAAUUCACCAAAGCCGCAGAACAGUUCUCGAAGAAGGCCAAAGUGAAACCUCUGGCCCAGAAUGAAAACAGCCUCCUGGACAUCUUCAAUUUCUGGGUGAAGUCGCCGGAAGCCAAGAAGCGCAAAGCGCUGGCCAACGGGGUUCCCAAGAAAAGCGCUCCCUCGGCCAAGAAGGCAAGGAAAGAGGCGUCGUCUUCCAGCGGCGAAGAGGAGGCUGCGCCCACGGUGAACAAGGCAUCGGCAAAGAAGACUGCAGGCGCUGCCAAGGAGAGCAGCAGUGACGACUCCAGCGACUCUGAGGAUGAGGCCCCUGCCAAGAAGGUUCCUGCUAAGUCUGCAGCCAAAGCCCCUGCGCCGGCUCCAGCCAAGACCCCGACGAAGACCGUGGCGGGCAGGAAGAAGGACACCAGUUCCAGCAGCGAAUCCUCAGACUCCGAUGAUGAGGUGACAGCAGCAAAGGCCUCGGCCACCGCUGCUAAGAAGACAACCCCAAAAGUUGUCAGCAAAAGUACCCCCAAAGCCACUGCUGCCACCGCCACCCCAAAGGGUGUCACCAAAAAGCCUUCCGUCCAGAAGAAAGAGGAAAGCAGCAGCAGCAGCAGCGACAGUUCCAGCGACUCGGAAGAAGAGCCACCAGCCAAGAAGCCUGCGAAAGCACCAGUCCCUGCAAAGACGCCCCCAGCAGACUCGAGCAGCGAAGAUUCUUCUUCAGAGGAAGAGGACACUCCCCCAAGUAAGAAGCCUAAAUCAGGACCAUACAAUGCAGUCCCACCCCCGCCGGCCGUGCAGAAGUCCACUCCGGUCACGGCCAAAAAGAGGGCAGGUGAGGACACGAGCAGCAGCGAUGACAGCAGUGACGACAGUAGCGAUGAGGAGGAGAAGACGACAGUGCCUGUUAAAACUGCUCCAGCGAAAUCCACCCCAGCAAAACCCGCCACCCCUAAACCUGCUGCUAAGAAGGCAGAAUCAAGCUCAGAAAGUUCUGAUUCCAGCUCCGAAGAAGAAGAGGAGACCAAAAAACCUGCAGCUAAGGUGACCCCUGCCAAGGCUGCAGCCACCAAGACGCCGCCCGCAAAGACCUCAGCUAAGAAAAAGGAAGACUCUUCUUCCAGCUCUGAGUCCGACAGCUCUGAUGAGGACAAGGCUCCAGCUAAACCAGCCCCCAAAGCCGUGGCCACCAAAAAGCCCACAGCAGCAGCCUCAACCCCCAAAAGAACUGCCAAACCUGCACCUAACACCAAGACCAGUUCCAGCUCUGACUCAGACAGUUCCUCUUCUGAAGAUGAGGCAUCGGCCAAACCCGCCGCUCCUGCUACCAAGUCGGCAUCUAAACCGGCCACCCCAGCCGGAAAACCGGCAGCAGAAAGCGACAGUUCCGAUUCUGACGACGAGACCGAGUCCGCUAAACCAGCAGCUACGCCGGCUGCCGCGAACAGGACUGCUUCCAAGGCCAAACCCCCUGCCGGCAAGGCAGCCGCAGACUCCAGCAGCAGUGACAGUUCGGAUAGUUCCAGCGAUGAAGAUGAGGGGAAGAAAACGCUGGCUGCACCCAGCAAGGCCACGCCUGCUAAGGCCAUCCCUGCUAAAAGCACACCUGCUAAGGCCACGCCCACCCAAAAAACAAAGCAAGACAGCAGUAGCAGCUCUGACUCUUCCGACAGUUCCGACUCCGAGUCUGAGGCCAAGAAACCUACCGUGAAGCCUGCAGUGGUCAGCGGCAAGGCAGCGGCACCUGCUAAAACCGCACCUGCUCAAAAGAAGAAGCGGGAGAGCAGCAGCUCGGACUCUUCGGACAGUUCCGACUCCGAGGCCGAGGCCCGGAAGACACCCGCCAAGCCUGCGGUGGCCAAUGGCAAGAAAGCGGUGCCGAAAAAGCCCACCCCUGCCACAUCAAAGACGGAAGACUCUUCAUCUUCUAGCGACAGCAGCUCUGACGAGGAGGAGAGCACCGCCAAGAAGGUGAAUGUGAAGGGGCAGGAGAAGGCAAAGACCCCCAAAGGAGCUGCUACACCCAACAGUGCAAACGGCAAAAGGAAAAGGAAUGAAGAAUCGUCAUCGGAAAGUGAGGACAAGGUGGGGGAAGAGGUGUCUACCCAAGUUAAAACUCCCAAGGACAAGAAACUGAAGACCUCCACCCCGCAUUCUUUCCCCAAGGCCAAGCAGAAGAAAAGCAACUCUCCCUUCCGCAGAAUAAAAGACGACGAGAUCGCUGUGGAUCCCAGGCUGCUGGACAACUCCUUUGACGCCAAGCUGGGGUCUAAUGGCGACUGGGGCCAGAAAGCCAAUGAAAUGCUGAAGUUCACAAAGGGCAAGUCCUUCCGCCACGAGAAGACCAAGAAGAAGCGCGGAAGCUACAAAGGCGGGACGAUCUCCACUGCUGUUAACUCCAUCAAGUUUGAGAGUGACUGAGACCCAGCCCCAUCCCUCAGUGUCCCUUCACAUCCACGCUUGACCCGAACCCCUUCGCCGUUAUGGCUCGUUUCCAGGAGCUCACUGUGAAACAUCCCUCCUCUUGAACUCAAGCCAGUUCCAAAGACAGAAACUGGGUUUUCAUUUGGCGCAGCCAGGGAGGUUGACCGUACCAUCGUCCUGCUCUUCGACAGCACCUCCCUUGACUGGGGCAGCUGCCGCAGUUGUACCCUUAGCCUGCAGGUGGCACCAUUCAAAAGCUAAUCAUUUGGACAUCUCAGUGGUUCAUUGAGAAACAUCACUUCUUCUCCCUCGUUCUUUCGGUUGCCCUAGAAAUCGCUUCAAUGUUUAACAUUUUCUAUCUUAAAAUAAUUUUUCAUGCCAAGCUUCAAAUUUUCUUUGUGUGUGCUCUUCACACUACCAGCUGAGGAGCUGGGAAACAGCAUACAAGGUCUUUAAAUUUUAUGUUUGAGUCAUGGAGAGAACAUUGUUUUUGCUUGCAGUGGUAAUUUUCAGCCCAGGUCACAUUGGCAGUUUUCCUCUCUCCAAAGUAGUAGUUUUAAUGUACAUAUUUGUUGACUUUCAUUGCGUUGACCACAAGCCAUAUUCUGUAAGUGUAUUUCAGUAGUUCAGCUGCCAUGUGACCAAGUUGAGGUUUGUGGUCUGAAUGUCCAUGCUCAGUAGCUACUGGAAGGGUCCGCUGGUGGCUCCCUGACAGCAGGGAGCUGCACAUUUAAACGGUUGUCAUCAACUCCCCCUUUUUAAUGUUAAGAAAUUUCUAUUUUGAGCAGUAAUCGUUUGGGUUAUAAUGCAAACCUUGUUACUGUAAUAAAAGGGCCGCUGGAUAAAAUAUUAAAACCUGUUUCCGAGUCUGAUUCGACACGCUCCCGUGGUUACUGUCAUGUUGCACAUUCAGUGUACCGUUCUAUAUUUGUCACAAGUUUGUCUGUCUCACAAAGCAACCACACCCACCCACCAGUAGCCCUAACCUUACCUUGUGUUACUCAUUAGAUCUGCUUGAAAUCUCCCGAGGCCGUGUUCGUUAACGAUAAUGGGACUCCGCUUCUGCAGCUGCCUGUGCUUUCUGGUGGAAUA